This is a messenger RNA of Symbiodinium natans, 2109 nucleotides long. The record is from the annotation of a GenBank genome assembly. Lineage: Eukaryota; Dinophyceae; Suessiales; Symbiodiniaceae.
AUGGGAAGCGGUGCAUCAGCACCCCAGCUUGGGGAAGUCAAGGGCAUCCCCACCAACGCCAAAGGCGAGACAAAGAAGAAGUUCUCCGCUGCUUGCGAGGUGCAUGGAAAGAUCGUCAUGGCGCCCUACAAUGCAAAGCAGAUGUGCGUCUAUGACGCAGCAACGGAAGAGGUCACAAGCGUUCAGGUUUCGGAGGCGCUGGGAGACGCAACUGGCACAUCUGGGAAGUUCCACUCCAUCUGCAAAGCAGAUGGGAGGGUCUAUCUCGCACCCUGGAGCGCUGCUCAGAAGAUGCUCGAAUAUGAUGUGGCCACUGGCCGAAGCACUGCUAUCGAUAUCUCAGAGGCAGCUGACCCUACGGAGCCCAAAAAGUUUAGCUCCGUCUGCGAGGCAUGCGGAAAGAUUUAUCUUGCUCCCUUCAAUGCUGGGAAGAUGCUUGAGUAUGACCCGUGCACCCGCACAUGCACUGGCAUUGACGUGUCAGCUGCUGUUGGAUCUGCUGAGACAAGCAAGUUCUACUCCAUGUGCGCGGCUGAUGGCAUGGUGUACCUUGCUCCGCACGACGCUGAAAAAAUGUACGUCUACGACGCACGUGCUGGGACGGGCAAAGCUGUUGAUAUUUCCGCUGCGGUCGACUCGAGCAUGCCUUCCAAGUUCCGUGAUAUCGGAGCCGCUGCGGGUAAGAUCUACCUGGUACCUCGGAAUGCACCGGAAAUGUUCAUCUACGACCCCAGCACCGGUUCUGGGACCGGUGUCGAUGUCUCCGCCGCAGCGAGCCCUGGCCUACAGGGCAAGUUUCGCUCAUUCUGCGCAGUGGGCGAUAGGAUCUAUCUAGCACCGGGUUGCGCUCCGCAGAUGUUUGUAUACGACGCGGCGACGUGCAGGGGGAUGGCGGUUGACAUCUCCGAUGCGGCAAUCCCGUCGGCAAGCGCUAAGUUUCGGGCGAUGUGCGUAAGCGGAGGGAAGAUAUACUUAGCCCCACACAACGCAGGGAAGAUGUUUUUCUAUGACCCUGUUUUUUGCAUGGGAUCUGGCAUCGACAUCUCUGGCGCCACGGAUCCUAACCAAGAUGAGAAAUUCGAAUCUAUGUGUGCAUUCGAUGGGAGGAUCUUUCUCAUUCCCGCGGCUGCGGAGAAACUGGUUGUCUGCAAAGAUUUUGUCGCCGAUCACCGGUUUGCUCCCGAGGGUGCAAGAAUGAUUUUGGACCAGUAUCAGAUACAGCUGGAAUUGUUUCAACAGACAUGGACCCCCAGACUUGCAGCUGCCCGUGAGGUCUUGAAACAGGAGUCCGAAAAAGCUGGGAUUUCCGCCGCGUACCUCCUGGAACCCUUCCUUCCCUACGUCGCUGAGACGGCCCCGAGAGGUCUUGGCUUUGGUGAUGCUGCGCCCUCAACGAGUUUCGUGGACAUUUCCGUGGUCAUGUUUGACAGAGAGACCGGGCUAGGUGCCAAGAUCACUUGUCCCAGAGACCAUGGGCAAGGUUGCGCUGGCGUGGAUGCUGUGGAUCAGACGUACCGGCGAAGGGCCACCCACUUUGUGUCGUGGUGCUGGCGAUACACCCCGCAGCAUGUAAUUGGAGCCCUCAGAAAUUGGUGCCGACAGUCGGACGCCAAAGCUGCCAACGUUUUUCUGUGGAUGUGCUUCUUUUGCAACAAUCAGUACAGAAUUGCUGCGGCCACAAGUACUGCGCAGCUCAAGACGGUUUUCGAGUCCAACCUAUCUUCCAUUGGGAAGAUGAUCAUCCUCUUGGAUGACUAUCUCAGCCCCGUUUACAUCAGCCGUCUAUGGUGCAUUUUUGAGACCUACGUCUCCGUCGAGCAGAGCAUUGAACCCGACGUCGUGCUCCCGGAUUGCGCUGCCAGCAAACUGACGGAUGAGCUCCGCCAGGAGGAUAAUGUCCUGGUAAUGUUGAAGAACAACUUCCAGAGCAUCAAUGUGGCCAAUGCAAGAGCUACAGUGCCUAGUGAUGAAGAGGUGAUCAAGACUCUGAUCAAUGAGAGCUUGGGAGGUUUUGAGAAGGUCAACACCACGGUCAAGAAGCGUCUGUUGCCACACUUGACCCAGGUCGUCAAAGGUUUCCUGGAUUCAUAUUUACUGGGUGAUGAGUAG